This is a messenger RNA of Penicillium argentinense, 660 nucleotides long. RefSeq lists its product as uncharacterized. The transcript has 2 exons. The record is from RefSeq and is a predicted model, not a curated record. The coding region runs from base 1 to 660 and encodes 219 amino acids. Gene Ontology annotation, cellular component: synaptonemal complex. Gene Ontology annotation, biological process: reciprocal meiotic recombination. Gene Ontology annotation, molecular function: ubiquitin protein ligase activity. Lineage: Eukaryota; Fungi; Ascomycota; Eurotiomycetes; Eurotiales; Aspergillaceae.
AUGGAGUGUGCUGGACGCGCUUUGGGAUUCUGGGCAUAUCAGAGCACUCAAGAGAUGUAUGUUCGAGGCGUGGUGACAGUUUUCCUUACUGCUGCUGAUUUCCUUGUCAGAUUCUACCAAGAGUUCCUUGGGAAAAGUCUCACCGAGAAAUACGCAAGCCUGAACACUGAAAUGGAUAAAAUCAUUCAUAACGCCAACUCGGAGAUUGCAACUCUCCAUGGCAAGGUCUCUGACCUGCAAGCUGCUUCAGAAGAGUUGGAGAAGAAGAAUCAAGAAUUGAUCGGCCUCAAUCGGGAAAAAUCCAAAAAGCUCUCCCAGAUGACAAACCUUUACAACCUCCUUAAAGCACGCGCAAUGCGAACCCAGCUGCAGAGUGCUGCCUCGGACACAGUAUCUCAAACGAUCAACACAUUUUCAACUCGAACAGAACCCACCGCAUCAAUCUCCUUAACUGGUAACAACGGGCAGCUAAAAUCUCGAACCCCGGGUGCUCACAAGGCAGCUGUGUUCCCCGUCAGUCCGGAGGGAGUCGAGCAGCUGCAUCGAUACCAGCGCAGCGGUACAGGUAGCUCCAGACAAGUCGGCAAGAUAACACCUGGUGGGACUGCGAUGGCUCCAAAAACAGGCAAAUCGAGUUCGAAACAACCAUAUGGUGAGUAG